Messenger RNA from Baudoinia panamericana UAMH 10762, 1743 nucleotides. RefSeq lists its product as uncharacterized. Gene Ontology annotation, molecular function: pyridoxal phosphate binding; L-histidinol-phosphate:2-oxoglutarate transaminase activity. The record is from RefSeq and is a predicted model, not a curated record. The transcript has a single exon. Gene Ontology annotation, biological process: L-histidine biosynthetic process. NCBI's taxonomy places the organism in Eukaryota, Fungi, Ascomycota, Dothideomycetes, Mycosphaerellales, Teratosphaeriaceae. The coding region runs from base 18 to 1301 and encodes 427 amino acids.
AGUCACCACAGCCAACCAUGCCGUUCGACCUCGCAAAAUGCGCCAGGCCAAACAUCCUCGCUCUAGAGCCGUACAGGUGUGCUCGAGACGACUACAAAGAUGACGGCACCAACAUCUUGCUCGACGCCAACGAAAACGCCUACGGACCAGGACUGGCGUUGAGUCGAGAUGGCGAGCUUGUUAAUGGCGAGCGAAAAGCCAAUAUCGAGAUUGAUUUGCUUGGUCUGAACCGUUACCCGGACCCGCAUCAAGUCGAGUUGAAGCAGAUGCUAUGUCAAUUGCGGAACACUCAUGUGCACACCCCGAAGGAUCUCACGCCGAACAACCUGUUCGUCGGCGUCGGCAGCGAUGAAGCCAUCGACGCCUUGCUCCGCGCCUUCUGCACACCGGGCAAGGACAAGAUCCUGACCUGUCCGCCUACGUAUGGCAUGUACUCCGUCUCCGCGCAAGUUAACGACGUCGAAGUCGUCAAAGUGCCGCUGGAUGUUGAGAACGGCUUCAACGUGCAACCCGAGAAAAUCAAUGCGCGCUUAUCAGAAGAUCCGCUUAUCAAGCUGGUCUACCUUUGCUCUCCUGGCAACCCAACCGCAAACCUUGUUCGCAAGCAAGACGUGCAGCGCAUCCUGGAGCACGCAACGUGGAAUGGUAUCGUGGUGCUAGAUGAAGCCUACAUCGACUUCGCUCCUGAAGGGUCUUCGCUCGCGGAAUGGGUACUCGAAUGGCCAAAUCUUGUCGUUAUGCAGACCCUCUCCAAAGCCUUCGGCCUUGCGGGCAUACGGCUAGGAGCAGCCUUCACAUCGCCACCAAUCGCCCGGUUGUUGAACAGUCUGAAGGCGCCCUACAACAUCUCUAACCCAACAUCGCAGCUUGCGAUGCAAGCACUCCAGCCACAGAAUUUGGCGGUGAUGCAUGCGCAUCGCGAGCAGAUCUUGCGGCAACGGGAACGCAUGCUGGCGGAGAUGCCUCGGAUUCCGGGAAUUGGUCGCUUUCGCGGAGGGAGAGAGUCAAAUUUCCUGUUGGUUGAGAUGCUUGAUAAGCCUGAGGGGAAGCCAAGUAAUGAAGUUGCACUGCAGGUUUACGAGCGGUUGGCGGAGACGAGAGGCGUAGUGGUGCGCUUCAGGGGCAAGGAGUUGGGUUGUGAAGGUUGUUUGAGAGUGACCGUAGGGACGGAGGAGGAGGUGAGCAGAUUCCUCGAAGAGUUGACAGGGGUGCUGGAUGAUGUGUACUCUGGCAAGGUGAGCGUGCCGAGUGGAAGGGUUGAGCAGAAGAAGGAGCAGCAUGCGAACGGAGUCAUCGCAUGAUGCACUGGAAAUUGCCAUGCAUCGUUAGAUCUAGACUUCGUACACCAUGCACAACAGUCGCAGGGUUGACUCGUAUCCUUGCAGGCCGUUGACAAGGCUGCGAUGCCCUGCAUGUCUUCAAAGUCUGCAUCGCCGUCUCUGGUUGGCAAAUUCGUACGGGAACUAAUGGCAGGACGAAACGGUCAACAGGGCCACCUCAGCCAUCUGCACGCCGUCGCAUGGCGACGCAUGGCCGUUGCAAAAGGCUGUUAAGAAAAGCAUGCUCAACUUGCAUGGGUUGGCGAAAAAGAUUUGGAAGCCGGCCGUUACAACUUGCAAGGGUCAGCGUCCGAGAUGCGCUGCACGACAAGCGCACAAGCGAUCUGUUUCUGAGGGUGUGCUCUUAGACUACAUGAGGGGUGUUUUCAGCGCCAUAAUUCGUCUCACAAAGAUAGUCCUGAGG